This is a messenger RNA of Linum tenue, 2296 nucleotides long. Lineage: Eukaryota; Viridiplantae; Streptophyta; Magnoliopsida; Malpighiales; Linaceae. The record is from the annotation of a GenBank genome assembly.
CAGGAACUAACGGUGUCGGAGGGUUCAUCUGUCCUCCUCGGCCGAGCUUUUGUUGCCAGACAUGGCAAUGCCCAAGCUUAUUUAUUCCCAACUCCGCCGCACCCGUACCCUCUCCGGUUUCCCCUAUCUCUCACCGGCGGGCGUCUAUCGCCACGUUACCGGCGUCAACUACGAUGGCAACUCCACCCCUUCUCGACCUCCAAUCCAUCCCUACCGUAGCCCUCGCGCAUUUCCGGCUCCGAAUUCACUCUACGUUGGUCGACGUCUUCAUCAACGGGCCUUAUCCACCCUACCAGACGAGAGCUCCCCGUUCAUAGACGAUCCUAUAGCUGGUUUGACUUCGGAGCCUGAGCUUGCUGGUUCUGGACUGGAUGCUGAAGUUGCAAAAGGAGUAGUAACUGAUGUCGUCAGCAGUGGAGAAGAAUCGAUUCUCCCCGUCCGAGCGCUGAUUUCACUGCUCGAUGGGUACCACGACGUCACUGGCUUGCCUUGGUGGAUUGUUAUUGCAUCGGGCACUCUGGUUAUGAGAAUGGCGCUAUUCCCUUUACUCGUCCUGCAACUUAAGAAGCUGAAAACUAUCUCUGAAUUCUUUCCCAAAUUGCCACCUCCUAUCCCACCACCUCUAUCCGGAAGGACUUUCACUGACCAAAUUUCUCUGUUCCGAAGAGAAAGGAAAGCUGUUGGUUGUCCAUCAUAUUUGUGGUUUCUUGCCUCCGUCUCCGUUCAGGAUCAAUACAUGCAGCAUUGUAUUUAAAUAACUUGUAAUCAGGCUACUGAUGGCGUAUUCAAGAGAGCUGCAUUUAUCACACCUGGACCCCUUUGUGAACCUCUAUGGAUAUCUUCCUGGGCAAAAACUUUGUGCUCAUAUUACCAUCGUUGGUGAUAAAAGCUCAUCGCUAGGCCACAAGAAUCCUAUCUCAACUUGAUUCAGGUUCCGUGUUUUCUCUUGGCAGUAACCAGUAUUAGGAGAAUGUCUCUUGAUCAUCACCCCGGGUUUGAAUGUGGUGGCGCUUUAUGGUUCCAGAACUUGACUGAAUUUUCUCACGGUCCUUUUGGCUCUAUAUUCCCGAUAUUGAUUUCGGGCCUGCACUUUCUUAAUGUUCAGCUGGCUUUUGAUAAUUCGUCAUUACAAAAAAUGAACGGAACAUUGGGAUUGCUAGCGAAGUAUUACAAGCACUACUUGGAUUUUCUUGUAUUGCCUUUGCUUUACAUUGGUUACUGCAUACCUCAGGGAAGCCUGGUCUACUGGGUCACUAACAGUUCACUGAGCGCUGUCCAGCAUUUCAUUCUCAGGAGUCCCAAGGCUCGAGCACAAUUAGGUCUACCACAGAAAGAGUCUCCAGCUGCUGCUGCAAAUUCCACAGUCGUGGCUGCACCAGAAACCCCAUCCUUGGAACCACCAAUGUGGCAAAAAGUCAUUCCUGCAAAUUUAUCCCCUGUGGAACUCCUUGCAAUUUCUGUCAAACUCAUAUCUGGUGGGCAUACUGGAAGGGCAAUUCCUUUGUUAAGAGAGGCACUUGUAAAGGAUCCUGACUACAUAAGAGCUUUGGCUGUUUUGGGGCAGACUCUUCUGCAGAAAGGAGAGUAUGCAGAGGCUGCUCAACAUUUAGAGCGUGUUAUCUCCAAGAUUCUUGCUACUGGGAUUCCAACAGAAGGAGAAGAGGUUGAUAUCUUUAUUCUUGCUUCUCAGUGGGCUGGAAUUGCCAACAUAGAGCAGGGGAAGCAUGCAGAAGGACUAGUUCAUCUGGAAAGAGUUGCAAAUAUGAAAGAGCCCCUGGAACCGAAGAGCAAAGUCCAUUAUUUUGAUGGCCUGAUCAUACUUGCCAGUGCAUUAUACGACAAAGGCAGCAAAGCUGAAGCUCUAACCUAUGCUCGUUUAGCCGCGGCUUAUAAUCCUGCAAAAUACAAAAAGUUCCUUGAGAUGUGUGAAAACAAAGAAGACAAUUUUGUCAUCGACCUAGUCAGCAGUCGGAGGCGAGAUUAUUGAAACUUAGCAUAACCUGAACCACACUUUAGACUGAUUUGUGUACAGGCAUUUGUUUGUCUUCAAACACCACAGCAUAGGCAGAGCAAUUAUGUUAGAUUGAAGAACUCUCAAAUAGUUACAAAUAAAAGAGGAAAAAUUGUGGCAGGGAGGCAUAAUUGUGUCUGAUAAAUUUUGCUGCUUGCAUAAUUGAUUUUGGUUGGAACAACCAAGUUUUUUUUAGGUCUGGACAGGGUUUGGAGUUUGGACUCCUAGCUAUUAGCUAGGCGCCUUUGGAGGACAUCCAUCGUUAGCAGUAAACACCUGCCUUUC